Molecule: messenger RNA, 693 nt
Organism: Closterium sp. NIES-65
Lineage: Eukaryota; Viridiplantae; Streptophyta; Zygnematophyceae; Desmidiales; Closteriaceae
Source: the annotation of a GenBank genome assembly
AUGGCGGUUUCCAGCUCUAGUGAAGAGGAGGACCGUCGGGAAGAUAAGCGAGACCGGAAGAGAAGGAGCUUGAGCAAGGAGGAUAAGCCUCGGAUCGAAAAGAAGGACAGGAAGGAUCGCGAGCAGAAGCGUCGUAAGCGACGACGACGCGAAUCCAGCGACUCCAGCGACUCCAGCGACGGCAGCGAUGACAGCGGAUUAGAAGCUUCAAGCAGUGGAUACAGCAGCGACGAGAGCGAGAUCAGCAGGAGGAAGAAACCGCGAGAUAAAGAGGGGAAGAGUCGAAAUAGGAGUCGUUCGAACAGCAGCAGCGAUAGCGAUGGAUCGGAGGACAGAUAUUCCAGUGAAGACGACAGGAGUAAACGGAAGUCAAGAUUGUCUAAGACAUCCGGCAGCAAGAAGAAGAGUAGCAGCCGUCGUGACCGUCGCCGAUCCAGCAGGGACAGGCGGUCGGACAAGAAGGGCAAAAGCAAAAGGCGAUCAUCAGACAAGAAGGGAUCCAAAUCUUCUGGUGAAGCAACACCGGGCCCAGUGCAGCUCUCACAGUUCCUUGGUCGUGACGAUGGCUCCACACGCUACAGUGUCAUAUCUGGCAAGAAGAUUCGCAUGAAGGUGGAUAAGACAAAGGACGACAAGGUAGCUGAAGCUAAUCGUUCUGAGCUGCUGCGCUUCCUGAAUUCAAGCUACGACUAG